AUGAGUAACGUUUUUGACAAGCUGAAGAAGCAGAGAUCAAAAGAAUGCAAAGCAACAGAUUUUUAUGAGGUGAAAAACAAAAAUGACGAUAUAUACGAAGUAGUAGAUGAAGAAGGGUACAUAGAAAAUAAAAAUUCACUUAAGGAUUUUAUUGUAGGGGGUGACAAGGACUUCGAUUCAAGUGAUGAUGUAAUAGUGGAGAACAUAAAUUAUGGAAUGCUAAGAAAGAAAAAUGUGGAAAAGGAGAUCAAGGAAAAACAAAAGAACAACCCAAUGGAUGCAUUUAUUAGAGAAAAGAAGAUUCAAAAAAAUUUUUCUAGUUGUAAACUAAGCAAAGAAGAAAUAUCAAAAACAAAAAAUAUAGAAAAAUUAAUGGAGCAAAAUUCUUCAUCAAGUAGUAGCGAUGGAGAGUCAUUUACGAAAAAAAGGAAAACAAGGGAUUCGUAUGAAAAGCAGUACAACAACAAAUCAGGUUGUUAUAUUAGAAGUAUUGAAAAUCAUAUGCACGAUAAGAAUAGUAUAUAUAAUAAUGAUAGCUCGUUUAGAAAAGUAGAGCGAAGUGUAUAUUCCUUGAGUAAUACUAGUAGUAGUAACGUUCACAGUUAUAAUAGCCGAGGUUAUAGCCGAGGCGAUAGUUCUUCCUCGCUUUAUCAAAAGAACAAAUGUAAAACCUCUUUUUUUUCACGUGCAACAGAAUUAGACCAACAGAUGCAUUCUGCACAGGUGAAGGGUGAGGUGGACAAAGACAGCGAAGGAUGGGAAAAAGGUAAUAAAUAUGAGGACCAUAAGAACUAUAGAAUGAAGAAGGGAGAAGAUGAAGAGGAAAAUGUGGGAGAAGGAAACCCAAACCAGUUAUGCGAUAGAGGAAGAAAGAGAAAAGUUAUUGAAGAUGAGAGUAUGGAGGAGUUUGAUAUAGAUAAGGAAAAAAGCAAGAAGCAAAGAAAUGUGAGUAUAGAUGAUUUACCCACAACAGGAGAAAUAAAAAAGGAAAAUUCUUUUUUUUUAAAAAAUGUGGAGGGUAAAAAAUCAAGUAGAUAUAACAUUUGUGUCAAGAAUGAAAUUUGUCAAAAUGACAAUAAUGAGUAUUAUAAUAAUAAUGAUAAUAAUCUAAUAAAAGGUAUGAACAAGUCCGAUCCGUUGGUACAUAUGGAUGAUGUGAUAAAAAAGAAGGAAAAUAAUAAGAAUGAAGAGAAUGCGUAUAAUGAUGAAGAUUGUGCAGUAAGUACAAAUAUUUUAAAAAAUAAAAAUGAUGAGUUUAUAAUAAGUGAAGAGAAUGGUUUAGUAAACGUAUACAUAUUUGAUAUAUGUAAACAUAGAAAUAGUAUAAUUCUAUUCGGUAGGACUCUAACAAAAUUUAAAAAGUAUAGGAGCAUAAGUAUAUACUUAGAAGAUAUAGAUAGAUGUUAUUAUUUUCUUUUAAAUAGAAAUAAAGUGUAUGUACAAAAUGGUGAGGAAAUAAGGUAUGGACAUGAGAAAUAUAAUAUUCAUAUCAUGUCUGACUUUGUUGAAGAAUUUAAACAAAUAAGAGAAUAUCAUAAUAUUAAAAUGGCCAAAUAUAAAAUUGUAAAAAGAAGAAAUUUAAAUUUAACAACAAAUGAAGAAGAUAUCUAUGCAAAAGUUUUAUAUUCAUAUAAUAAUGAUUCUAUAAGUGAAAAAUUUUUGCAUGGCCAAGCAUAUUCUUCCUUUUAUUGUUGUAAUGAAGAUGUCAUAGAAAAUUUUAUUAUUAAGAAAAAUUUAAAAUUACCUUGUUGGGUUAAGGUAAAAGAUUUAAAAAAAAACUCUGCUAAUAAUUUUACUUACUGCUAUUUUGAUUGCACAACAAGCAACAAAAAGAAUGUGUAUUCAUUUGAUAAAGCAGUGAGUAAGAGAUUAAGCAGUAGACCAAAUAAUGAAAGCAAUACGGGAAUAGCUUCUACUGCUACAACAUCUGCUACUAAUGGCGGAAAUGAAAAAAAUAGCACGAUACCAGAGGACACACAGAAAAAGGGAGAAACUAGUGGGAACACUUUCAUUGACCUGGAUUUAAAUAAAAUUGUUAUAAAAGUAGUUUCUUUACUUAAUGAAGAGAACAACCAUGAAGUGUUUAGCAUAUGUACCUUAGUAGAUGCAGAAGGGAUGAAGUACAUAAACUUUUGUGGUAUCUCUAGUAAGGCAAAUAAACAUGUUAGUAACAAUUAUAAUAAAAGUAUUUGUAAAGUUUUUGAAAAUGAAAAGAUAUUGUUAGAAAAUUUUCUUCAAAAAAUAAGAGCACUAGAUGUAGAUAUGUAUAUUGGUUACAACAUUCUAAAUUUUGACUUAGAAUUUUUAAUUCAUCGAUGUAAUAUCCAUAAUUUGAAUGCAGACUUUUUAAGUAGAAAAAAAAAAUUAAAAAAAAAUGAAAAGAUGAAGGUAAAUAAGUUCAACGGCACAAAUAGCACAGGCUCUAUCUACAACAUUAUCCAGAAUAUUAAGGGAAGACUCAUAGUAGACAUCUACGUUUUAUGCAAGGAUUCGAUCAAGCUGACCAGUUAUUGCCUCGACGAAAUUAUUGACAGCGUCAGGAGCAAAUUUCAGGCUACUACCGGUUCAGCGACUGUGAUUAGCAGCUCUACAACUACGGUAAGCGGUGCUACAUCUGCGGUAAGCAGUACACAGGCAAACGCAAACACAAACGGAAACGCAAAUGCAAAUGCAAACACAAAUGUAAACGCAGUGAACGUGUUUAAAGACUUCAUUGUGAACAACAUAAACCUGCUGAACUGCAGCAACAUUCACCUGUACGAUGCGCAGCAAAUUUUGGAAAAUCACCUGAACUUAUACAUAAAUAGUCAGAUUUUUUGCGUUAACGAGAUAGCGAAUGUAUGUAACGUAUUGCAGAUAAUAGAAAAGACAAGAGACCUUACAAAGUUAAGUGGAUACUUGUGGAUGAGGAGCUUGUUAUGUUAUACUAGUGAAAGAAUUGAAUAUUUCCUUCUUCAUGAAUAUAAUAAGAAAAAGUUUAUUACCCCAGUUAUUAAAAAUAAAAGGGUAAAAAAGAUAGAAAAUGAGCAAGUGAAAAAUAAAAAUAUAGCUAAAUACUCUGGAGGGUUAGUAUUAGAUCCGUUAUGUGGAUAUUACGACACCUUUGUAUUAUAUCUUGACUUCAAUAGUUUAUAUCCCUCCAUCAUUAUUGAGUAUAAUAUAUGUUUUAGCACACUAAAGUUAAAAAGCGGAGGGCAGGAUGUACAGCAUGGGCGAUCGAAGGGGGGGAGGACUGUGAGGGGGGUUCCUAAUGAUCAAGAGGGCUCAGAUCACGCAGGUAACGUGGGUAAUAAUAAUGCGUAUGGCAUUGGUGAAGAUAAUGUUGAUAACAUUGGUGUUGACAGUCCUGAUGAUAACACUGGUGUUUACCUGGUUGAUGACCCGAAUGAGUGCGCUGAAAUCGAAGAUUUUGACAAGAGCAGACAGGGUAUUUUGCCAUCAAUUUUGAAAAAUUUAGUUGAUAAAAGAGCUUUUAUUAAGAAAUUAAUUGCAAAUGAAAAGAAUAAAGAAAAGAAGGAAUUAUUACUUAUCCAGUCCCUUUCAAUAAAACUAAUUAGCAACAGUAUAUAUGGUUGUUUAGGAAACACAAACAAUCGGUUUUAUGCUAGACAUAUAGCAUCGUAUAUAACACUAAAAGGAAGGAGUUUACUACAACAUACUAAAUUUAAAAUUGAAAAGGAAUAUAACUUAAAAGUAAUUUAUGGAGAUACUGAUUCUAUUAUGAUAGAUACUGGGAUUAAAGCAAAGGGGAUUCAAAACUACAAAGAAUCGUUUAGAUUAGCACAUACUAUAAAAAAUAGUAUUAAUAAAAAUUAUAAAAAGUUAGAACUAGAUAUAGAAUGUAUAUUUAGUAAAUUGCUUUUACUAAAAAAAAAAAAAUAUGCAUGCGCUAAGGUACUAGAUCCAAAUAUGGAAAAAUGUGAAUAUGAAAUGAAAGGAAUUAACUUUAUUAAAAGAGAUUUUUGCAAAAUUUCAAAACUAGUGGGUAAUGAAGUUCUACGGAUUAUAUUCAGCAACAAGGGAAGUCAGGAUGCCAACUCGGAUGUAGCUGUGGAGAACGACUUGUCCGAGCAAAUACACGAGUAUUUGAGGACCGUCAACCAGAGGAUAGAAAAGGACGAAUUCGAUCUGGAUUACUACGUCAUAACAAAGAAGCUAACGAAGAACGUGAGCGAGUACCAGGAGAAGAAUUCACUAGGUCAUGUUCUAGUAGCAGAAAGGAUGAUAAAGGACGGCUAUAAUAUAUGUGUUAACAAGGAGAUUCAGUAUUGUGUAUGUACGAGUGAAGAUGCUUCUAGAUUUUAUAAUAAAGGAAAUGAUAAAUUGAAUAACUCUUUAUGUUGCUUUAGUGUAAAUGAAAUAAGAAAAUAUGAUUUAAAGAUUGAUAAAGAUUAUUAUAUAAGAAAUCAAAUAUUAUCACCUAUUAAUAGAUUGUGUCAAUAUAUUGAAGGAACAAGUGCAGAAAAGAUAUCAUCAUGUUUUAAUAUAUACGAUGUGAAAGAUAUAAAAACAGAUUAUCAGAAUGAUGAAAAUUAUUUAGAAGCAAAUGUUUUAUCAUUAUUAAAUGAGUCAGAGGAAAGGUUUAAAGAAAUUCAUUUGAAAGGAUUUCUAGUUUGUUCUAAUUGUUUACAUAAUGUAAAACCAACUAUAUUUAUAAAAUAUUUUAAAUGUAACAGAUGCUUCUCAUUCUUAUCCAUUGAACAAAUUCGUAAUUACAUCUUUUCCUUUAUUCAUCAUUUGUGUACUACUUUUUACAAACAGUUAUAUAUUUGUAAUAGCUGCUCAUUAAAAACGAGGAGAGUCUUCUUAAAGGAGCCCAAAAAUUGUCCUAACGUGAACUGUGAAAAUAGAAAAAACUCAUUAAAACCAUUCUUGUCAAAGAAGUAUAUAUAUAUGAUGCUCGAAUACUUUUUAUAUUUGCUUAAGGGAAACUUGAAAACAAUACCCGAUGGGUUAAGGGAGCACGCGGAUGGGGAGAGCGGCACACCGGAAGGGGCAAACAGUACAACGGAUGAGAAGAGCAUCACAGCUGAGGUACACACCGUAACCGCGAAAUAUAAUAACAAUUCAGAAAUACAGCAACAUGAGAAUGAAUACCCUCCCUCUGAUGCCAAUGUGUUCAUUUGCAUUGACAAGGGGUUUAAAACAUAUGUUACUAAGGAGGUGAAGAAUACUAAGUGGAGCAAUAAAAUUGAGUCGUUUGAUGAUAUUUGUAAAAACAAAGUUCUAGCCUUAACUAUUACUAAAGGGUUACAGAUGAAAUACCCUAAUAUUUCUAACUUUAUCACCUACUUAAAUUUGAAAAGUAAUAAUUUUUAUAUUAAUUACAAUGAAGAGAGAAACACCAUAAGAAAUGCAAUUAAAAAUAUUGUUCAGAACAAUAUAUACUCGCAGAUAUUCUUUGAUCAGGUUUUCUCGGUUUUCCAUUUGCCCCUGUCGUCUAAAAUUGCGCAGCUGUAA
Messenger RNA from Plasmodium malariae, 5460 nucleotides. RefSeq names its product DNA polymerase alpha catalytic subunit A, putative. Gene Ontology annotation, cellular component: alpha DNA polymerase:primase complex. The record is from RefSeq and is a predicted model, not a curated record. The coding region runs from base 1 to 5460 and encodes 1819 amino acids. The transcript has 5 exons. Gene Ontology annotation, biological process: leading strand elongation; mitotic DNA replication initiation; lagging strand elongation. Gene Ontology annotation, molecular function: single-stranded DNA binding; purine nucleotide binding; DNA-directed DNA polymerase activity. Lineage: Eukaryota; Apicomplexa; Aconoidasida; Haemosporida; Plasmodiidae.